Messenger RNA from Sorghum bicolor (sorghum), 1386 nucleotides. RefSeq lists its product as uncharacterized. The record is from RefSeq and is a predicted model, not a curated record. Gene Ontology annotation, molecular function: enzyme inhibitor activity. The transcript has a single exon. Bases 395 to 994 code for a protein of 199 amino acids. NCBI's taxonomy places the organism in Eukaryota, Viridiplantae, Streptophyta, Magnoliopsida, Poales, Poaceae.
UGUUGAGAAAGAGGCUGCCAAAGUUCAGGCUUCACUAUUUCAGAGCUAACGUACAGCACUAUCGACUGGUGGUACGGUUGGGCCACCAUCCACGUGUACGUCGCUGACAAGUGGGUCCAGAGAGCCUCAUGUCGCUCAAGAAUAGCAAAGCACUCUACUACUAGUAGCUGUUGAAUGGUUCUGCUAGCUCGCUCGGUCAGUAAAGGUCUCUGCAUCAGACACUUGUCUCUCCCGCUCCGACAACAACUCCUCGCCUCCCAGCUCUUAGCACACAUCUGGGCGAUAAAACACAUAGUUGCAUUCAUUCUACACCAGCAAGAUCAGAAACAGUGUGCGUGAAUCAUAUCCAGCACGAUCGGAUCGAAGAACGAAGCCAUCGUCGUCACAACGCACAAUGCAAGAACGCCGCCGCACCGCCGCCAUGGGUGGUGUCACCGUGACGACGCCGCUCUGCUACCUGGCAGUGGCCGCGGCCUCGGCCCUGCUUCUGCUGAGCACCGCCGUGGCGCCGUGCAGCGCGCAGGUGGUGGUGACCAUCGAGGAGGCGUGCCGGAUGGCGACGAGCGGCGGCGCGGGGAAAGUGAGCUACGACCACUGCGUGGCGUCGCUGGCGUCGGACGCGCGGAGCCGCGACGCCGCGGAUCUGCACCACCUGGCCGCGCUGGCCGCGCGGAUCGCGGUGGAGCACGCGGCGGCGACGGAGGCCAAGAUCGAGGACCUGGGCGAGGUGGAGGAGAGCCCCCACGCGCGCGCGCGCCUGCACCACUGCCUGGACCUCUACAACGCCGCCGCCGACGUCCUGCGCGACGCGCUCGACAACCUCCACGCCCGCGUCUACGGCAAGGCGUCCCAGCAGCUGGCCGCCGCGCUGGGCGCCGCCGAGAGCUGCGAGGACGUCUGGAAGGGCGAGGAGCACGUCCCCGUCGCCGCGCACGACAGGGAGUACGGCCGCAUGGCGUUGGUCGCGCUCGGCCUCACCAGCGGCAUCGCUUGAUCGCGCCUACUACGCUAAUGCUGUCGUCUCAUCGAUUCAUCAUCGCGUCGAUCGAUCGGUCCAUUACACUUGUCAGCCCGAACGCCAUUGACGACGCCAUGGCUGUCGUCAAGUCGUCAUCAUAAAAGCUAUAUAAAGUCGCAUCAUCUGUCUCCUUGGAAGUUGGAAAUAUAAUCCUGACAUGCAUGUAUGUAGAAAGGGCAUGCGUGCAUGUAUGUAGGGCGAUACAUAUACACUCCUAUCUGUUGUUGUUCGUUCUUUGGGUUUGUAGGACUUUGAACGGUUGCAUGGUGGUAAGUAUAUAAAUCACAUCUUGAAUGAACUACCACACAAGAUCUUGCAAGGGCUAAUUCCCCCCUCUAUUUCUGUUUAUCUUAUCAUUUCUAUUGUCA